CGUCCGGACGUAUCGCUCGUGGUGUUUGCGCUUUUGUCAUCGACCCCGCUGCUAUUCCAGCUGUCCAAAUUAUUCCGCGUGUGCCCCGUUCCCUGCCGGUUUCCGACGACGUUCCACAGCCUUUGCUAAACGGCAAACAACCCGGUUCGGAUUAAUAAAAAGCCUACCUCGUCGUGUGUGCAGAUAGUGCAAUUCCAUCGGAACCAUGUCGACGCAUCGUGCACCGAAAUCCGGAUUCGCCGCCGAAGCUCAGCGAAAGAUCAACUCCAAGUACAGCGAGGAACUGGCCGCCGAAUGUUUGGAAUGGAUCAAGGAGGUAACCGGCGAACCGAUCAACACGUCCGGCGACAUGGACAACUUCUUCGAGGUGCUGAAGGACGGUACCGUGCUGUGCACGCUGGCGAACGCGAUCGAAACCGGCACGGUGAAGAAGGUCAACAGCAGCAAGAUGGCGUUCAAGUGCAUGGAGAACAUCUCCGCGUUUCUGGAAGCGGCCAAAAAGUUCGGCGUACCGCCACAGGAAACCUUCCAGAGUGUGGAUCUGUGGGAGCGCCAGAAUCUCAACUCGGUCGUCAUCUGCAUCCAGUCGCUCGGCCGCAAGGCGGGCAAAUACGGCAAACCGUCGAUCGGUCCGAAGGAGGCGGACAAAAACGAGCGCCAGUUCAGCGACGAACAGUUGCGGGCCGGUCAGACCGUCAUCUCGCUGCAGUACGGUUCGAACAAGGGCGCUACCCAGAGCGGCAUCAACUUCGGCAACACCAGACAUAUGUAAGCGCUGUGCUGAGGGGAUCGAAUCCUUCCCUUCCACGGGCUCCACACGCGUGUUUCCUAGCUUUCUAAGAACUCAUUAAGAAGAGGGGUAGCAUAUGUAAACCGCCAACACUAACAAUCCGGGUGCAUAGGAGCGACACAGAAGAGGGAAGUGCUAAAGUGACAGACAGGAUCAUGGGCGAAACGAAAUUAUUCAGCAUACAACGAUCGGAAUCCAGCUGCAACAUUCCGGAUCCAGAAAGUGCAUUUUGUUAUAGUAGGAACCCUAGAAAAAGGACACAAUUUUGAACCAAUGUACCUUUUUAAAAUCGAAAAACACGAUAGCGCCUUAGCAAUGAGAGACUUUCACUCAUCUGUAUGUAGAGAUAUAGCGAGUUUUCCUGGAGCACACGGUGUGUAGCGUAUUUACCCAACCGUGCACACUCCGGGGGUAUAUUUUUACCUCUCCGGGUAUAGGUAUUUUUCAAAUCAAAUCAUAGUCAAUCGUUUGCAUUCCAAACCGCCAGGAGUAGCGCGUGUAGAGCGCUCAUACAAAGAAUACGGAUAUUUCACAAACACACACACAUACCCACUGUUUAUACAUUCCGUAGUGAGUUGACAAGUUGAUCCCACGCCACAGGAUAGCCAAUUAGCCUUAAGCCUUCCGGGGAUGAAUGACAGGCCCCGGCCCCGUAACCAUCCCGGCUAGACGGGUGGCCUGCAAUCCAUUAGGGCAAAUAAGUAUACACUGUUAUCGGUAAAACCUCCCUCUCCCGCAGGUUGUCAUUUGGUAAAGCAAAACCAGAAUCGCAUUCUGCUUUGUCUGGUCACUGAUCAAGCAGCUAAUUUCGGUAAGACCGAAAGAUGCGCAUCGUUCGUUUUGGUGCUGCACAUUAAUGGUAGAGAAGAAUGCAGCAGAGUAGGAGACGCUCUAAAGUGCAUUGCAAUAACCGACCCGAACCGAACCGAGGAAACCUUCCUACUCUCCACCAUACCUGCGGACAGGGGUGACUUCCGUUGGGAACGAAAAAAAAAUACACGUAACCGUAUGUUUUGCGACAAAACCGUUUCGGCGAAUGAUUAAAAUCGUGCUUUAUCGCAUGUGCCACUAAAACUUAGAAGACAAAAAAAACCCUUUUUUUUGUGCUCGUGUUUUUUUUUACUCUUUGUGCCGAGCAUUGAUGCAUUAUUGCUUUUUUUUUGUUUGCUGUUUGUAUUUGUUUCCGAGAUCAUUUACCACGCAAGAGGGAAAAAUCGUAAAUUAUUGACAGUAUACAUAAAUAUAUAUGUUUUGUUAAAUGUAAUUUGUAAAAGGAUAAGUUAUUGUCUAAUAAAUCAGAACAUUAAGAAAUUUA
Molecule: messenger RNA, 2105 nt
Organism: Anopheles moucheti
Lineage: Eukaryota; Metazoa; Arthropoda; Insecta; Diptera; Culicidae
Gene: Chd64
Product: myophilin
Exons: 2
Coding region: 206-772 (188 amino acids)
Molecular function (GO): protein binding
Source: RefSeq, a predicted model, not a curated record